This is a messenger RNA of Rana temporaria (common frog), 3801 nucleotides long. It is a transcript of the gene QSOX2, whose product is annotated as quiescin sulfhydryl oxidase 2. The record is from RefSeq and is a predicted model, not a curated record. The transcript is spliced from 12 exons. Gene Ontology annotation, molecular function: protein disulfide isomerase activity; flavin-dependent sulfhydryl oxidase activity. Bases 43 to 2037 code for a protein of 664 amino acids. Gene Ontology annotation, biological process: protein folding. NCBI's taxonomy places the organism in Eukaryota, Metazoa, Chordata, Amphibia, Anura, Ranidae. Gene Ontology annotation, cellular component: Golgi membrane.
UGUGUGUGUGUGUUCCUGGCGGUGACGUCACGCCUGCUCAGUAUGGCGGCUGGUGUGGUGGAGAUUGCAGGGAUGUGGUGGCCGGUGAUGGCGGCGCUGUGCUGGGUGGUGAGCGGGGAGAGUUCGCUGUACGUGGCCCGAGAUCCUGGCAUACAUAUCCUGGACCGGAAGACAGUCAAUGCCGCUCUGUACAAUUCCACCUCUGCCUGGCUACUGGAGUUCUACUCCUCCUGGUGCGGACAUUGUAUCAGCUACGCCCCCACCUGGAAGAGCCUGGCUGAGGACGUGCAGGACUGGCAUCUAUCAAUAAAGAUUGGUGUGGUAAACUGUGCCGAUGAGGACAAUACAGCCAUAUGCAAGGACUAUGGUGUCCAGUUCUAUCCAACAUUCCGGUUUUUUAGUGCAUUUACAAAGGAUAUUACACAAGGUGAAAACUACAAAGACUCUGAUAGAAACGUUCAGACAGUUCGCCAUGUGAUUAUAGAUUAUCUGCAGGCUUCCCCUACAGAACACCAGCCUCCUGCGUUACCUUCCCUGAAGACAAUUGGCUCAAGUGACAUCAGCUCUCUCCUUGGCAAAAAGGAACCCCAUUACACCGCUAUCAUUUUUGAGAGCGAGAACUCCUAUAUUGGACGGGAGAUAAUGAUGGAUUUGAUGCAGUAUGAAAACAUUUUGGUGCACAGAGCGUUAAGUUCAGAUAAGGCUCUGUCAGAGACGCUUGGUAUUGUCUCUGUUCCAUCAUGUUACCUGAUCUACCCCAACGGUACUCACGGAUUAAUUAACAUUGCAAAACCUCUGCGAUCUGUCUUCUCCUCUCAUCUAAAAUCCCUGCCUUCUGUAAGGAAGAAAGCGGGGGCACACUCUGACUAUCCACCGAAGCUGGUACAGGAGGAUGAUAAAGAGGAUGUUGUCUGGAAAGAGUAUGACAAGUCCAAGAUGUACACAGCUGACCUGGAAUCGGGGUUGCAUUACCUCUUGCGUGUUGAACUGGCCACCCACCAGACACUUGAGGGAGAGAAGCUGAAAACAUUUAAAGACUUUAUAACCGUCUUGCAUAAGUUGUUCCCAGGGCGCCUCCAUGUGAUGAAGAUGUUGGAAACACUGCAGGAGUGGCUGGCCAGCAUGCCUCUGGACAAGAUUCCUUAUGAUGCCAUCUUGGAUAUAGUCGACAACAAAAUGCGGAUUUCUGGAAUCUUCCUCACAAACCACAUUCAAUGGGUGGGCUGUCAAGGCAGCAGAUCCCAGCUGAGAGGAUACCCCUGCUCCUUGUGGAAAAUCUUUCACAGUUUGGCCAUGCAUGGUGCCACACGACCUGAAGCCUUGGCUAAUACUGCUUUUGAAAGUGACGCGCUGGCUGUUCUGAAGGUCAUGAGGCGGUAUAUUCGGGAUUUUUUCAGCUGUCGUGAGUGUGCACAGCAUUUUGAAGCCAUGGCUAAAGAGUCUUUGGACACUGUAAAAACAGCAGAAGAAGCAGUCAUGUGGCUAUGGCAAAAACACAAUGUGGUCAAUAAUCGACUGGCUGGUGCCCCCAGUGAAGACCCAAAAAGCCCAAAAGUGCAGUGGCCAACACCUGACCUUUGCCCUGCAUGCCAUGAAGAAGUGGGUGGUGUCCACAGCUGGAAUGAAAAGGAGGUUUUUGGCUUUCUCAAACAACACUACAGUAGCAAAGAGAUCUCCCUGCAAUACGCCGACCUCAACACUGACCAACAUGAUGUAGCAGACGAGAAAAGUGACAAACUCCCUACAAAGAGUCCUGGAAGUUCUAACUCUGACAAAGACAAGCUUCACAAACCCCCUAAACCUGAAUUUUUAGACAAGUUGAUUCAAAAUGAACCAAACCAAAGCAAAAAUUCCAACUACCAUCCUGAAAGUAGCAAAACGUCGGUGACUUUCUUAGGCCUUGGCUUCUCCAACAUAGAUAUGAGUCUGUGUGUGGUCCUUUAUAUAACCUCUUCAUUAUUCCUUAUGGUUAUGUACUUUUUCUUCAGAGUCCGCUCAAGACGGUGGAAAAUUAGAUACAAUAAACCUUAUGUAUAACUGUUGUUAUAACAGUUUUUUUUUUUAUUUAAAUUGUCUCACUAUUGACCAUUUAAGACCACAAGCAUUUUGUACUAAUUGAAGAGCCAAGUCUGGUAAUCAGGGAUAUGCUUUUUGUGUUACUAUACAUUUUAAUUCUUUAAAUUGUUCUGAAGGUGCUGCUAAGAAAACAUUUGUGGCUUGUUAAGGUUGCCUAUUUUUUGAAAACUUUUGGCAAAGAUGUUCAAAGGCCGGUAAACGGGCUUUUUUUUUACAAGGUUUUUAAUGCGUUCAUCUGGGAAGCCUUUAUUUCAAGUCUUGUGGCCUUUUCCACCAGCCUGGACAUGCUUCAGAUCUAACUUGAAUAUGAGAGCCUGCCUGGUGAAAAAUAAAAUGUUACAUUCCUUCAACUAUGUAAAGGAAUAUUCCAAACUGCUGUGCUCAUCUGGAACAAACAUAUUGGACCAGGGUUUGAUCGUCAACCCCAGAAAGAAGCAUAAGACAUAUAUACUUGGGUUUCCCCAGAACCAGCUGGUUCAAAGUAAAGUGUAAUAUAUAUUUUGAAACAUGGAUUGCGAACCUUAGGUGGUGGUGGUUGGUUUUUUGUUUUUUGGCUGUGCUUUGAAAAAAAGGCAUUCACAAAAACAUUUAAACUUUUUUUGGGGGUUUUGCAAACCACCAGAAUGUAUUCGGUCUCUCUCCGAGAAUUCCAUUCGCCAAAGUGUUUGUUUUUAUUUUUGUUUUUCUAUGGAAGUGAAAUUGCCAUUUUAAACAAAGGAAAUUACAUUGGUCACUCCUGUUGUUUUUUCUCUUUAAAUUCAAAGAAAAAGAUUAACGAUUUUUGGGCUGUGACAUCUAGCAAAGCCCUUUUUUUGUAAAAGGAAGCAGAGAAGCCUGGAGGCCGGUAUUUGUGGAAUUUGUUGUUCUGAGAAUUACAGUUUUGACCAAACCUGUCCCCCUGUGUGUAUUAUGCGUUUUUUGUGUUUCCUUCUCAGGCAGGUUUAUAGCAUUAUGUUCAGUGCUGACAGUGCAUAAUGUAUUAUAAAAGCGUGUUUUGCUUUGCAACACAUUCAUAUGUGCAGCCAUAUUGUAUUUUCUAGUUGGGAAGCUUCAGCACAUUAAGCUACCAACCUAGAGGAAGUUUGCAGAUCUGUAGUUUUUAUUUAAUUCUGAUUUACUUGCUUCAGGCUUGUUUUGGGUCAGUGAUUUAGAAAGUAUUGCCAGAGGCACCUAGGCCUCUAGCAUUUUCAGGAGGUGGUCGGGAAAGGCCAUUGCCAUACAUGUCUCAGCACCAGGUUUUCUUUUAAAGCUAAAUUCCAAGAAAUUCAGCAACUCUGCAAAAAAGCAGACACACUAGGAGUUAAGUCCAAGUAGGUGCAUGUCGCCUCAAAGACUUAUCUUUUACUAAUAUGUAACUGGUUUAUUGCAUUCCUGGAGGAUACACUCCAGCUGUGAGAGGACAGAAGCACACACAACAGUGGCCCAUUCACAGAAGCCUUUGUAUUUUGAGAAUGAGUUCACAUAAUACAAGGGCUUCUGUGAAUGGGCAGGAGGGGAGAGUGGGUGGGCAUAGCCAUUCCAGCGACUCCACUCUUGAAGAAACAAGCAGCAUUGAAGCUCUGGAAGGAAUUUGGACCUAAUGGUAAUACUCAUGGUAUGCCUGCAAUUUUUGCAAUUAUGCCUGCAACCUAAACUCAUUGGACCUAAUGGUAAUACUCAAAGUGCUGAAUUCCUGGAGUUUGGCGUUAACUUUUUAUUUAUUAAAUGGUUAGUCCACUCAAAAAA